Messenger RNA from Closterium sp. Naga37s-1, 429 nucleotides. The record is from the annotation of a GenBank genome assembly. Lineage: Eukaryota; Viridiplantae; Streptophyta; Zygnematophyceae; Desmidiales; Closteriaceae.
AUGGCUACUGCUGCAUCGUCCAACCUGCAUCUGCGCUUCGUCUGGAAGUUUUUGGUGGUUGCUUUCACGCUGAUUCUCUCAGGGACAUCCCUGGCCGUGGCAUCUCAUGACAAGCGGGGGGGAACAGUUGGGACAACAAGUGGUCACGACGCAGUGUCUGAUGCUGCAAGCAACGCCAUGGGAACCCAGUCGCUCGUUUUCAGGCAUCGCAGCCUGCUCAGCUCCACCCCGCCAGAGCCCCUGCCUGUUGAACCUCCCGCCUCGCUGCAGACUGCCACCAUCCUGCUCAGCUCCACCUCACCACAGCCCUUACCCUUGCCCGUUGACCCUCUUGACUCUCUGCCAACUGCCACGAGCUUUGGUGGCGGAGGAGAGAUGAGCCCUCCUCCCCCCCCACCUUCUCCUCCUUCGGGGGGAUGUUGUAGCUGA